GCGUAAUUCCGGUGAGCUGGACGCGCGUCGCCUCGUCCUCUGAUAAAGGACUGUUUCUCGGGCAGAAGGCAGACAUGGAGGAGCUGAGCGCCGUGGGAGAGCAGGUCUUUGAUGCGGAAUGCAUUUUAAACAAACGGCUGAAGAAGGUCAGAGCUCUGAAACAUUACAACUCGUUUCCGCGUUGUUGUUGUUUACCUUCUUUUCUAACGGCCUGUUUACGCACGUUCUUCCGCUCUUCGGGCUGUUGUUCUUCUCUUCCAGGGAAAGUUGGAGUUCCUGGUGAAGUGGAGGGGAUGGUCAUCCAAACACAACAGCUGGGAGCCUCAAGACAACAUCCUGGACCCCCGACUGCUGGCUGCGUUCAACAAGAAGUGAGUUCAAAAGAGCAAGAAAAGGAGCUUCUGAUGCUGAAGAAAGGGAAAAGGCCGAGGGGACGGCCGCGGAAAGUUCUAGAAAAUGUGACCGACGCUCCAAAGUCAAGCAGCUCUUCGUCCGGCUCCUCGUCGUCCUCUGACUCCUCCUCCUCGUGCUCCUCUUCAUCAUCCUCGUCUGACGAUGACGACGACGGCAGCAGCCACGUGAAACCGUCGACGCCGGGAGUCCGAACGCGAGACCUUCACCCCGUCCCCCAGAAGAAGGCGCAGAUUGUCGUCGCCAAACCGGAGCCCCCGAAGAAGCGCAGCAGGAAACCGCCGUCGCCCGAAGCCAAGGAGCUCCCGCAGAACAAGGGGCCUCGCAAGAUCCUCAAGGCGACCAAAGAUGGCGAUCUCCCCGGGGCCAUCAAGAAGCCCGUUUACCCGGCGAGCUUCACCUUCAUGGGGUUCCACCGGGGCUCGCCUCGGGAUGCGGUGGCCGGUCAGACCAGAACGGGUUCUCUGACUCAGGGAGGGGCCGCUAAGAACUCUGCGGGACCAGGCAGGCCGGUCCAGCCCGCCUCCCUCUCGCUGAGCAGAUCCAGCCCGAGCAGGAGCGUCGGCGAGGGCAAACUGUCCGUCUCCGGCGGUGCAAGUCUGGAUUUGAAAGCGGCUGCUAGUAAAUCAAAAGGCGUAGCGGCGUUGAAUCUGAAUACCUCCAAACACCUCAUUCAAGGAACCACUCAGCAUACACUAAGCUCCCCCAGCGGACAAAAGAAGCCCCCGGCCCCUGUGUCAACACUGCAGCGGACACCCAAUAAUAAAGCAGUGGCUUCUUUGCCGACUAAAAACUCCCCCGUCAAUCAAAGCCCCGGCCCUCAGCCGCUCAACCUCCAGAGCAAACGGGUGCAGAGCGGAGACGCUCCGGCAUCGGGCCCGAGGAACGCGACCAACCCGGCGAGGAAAACCCCCGUCUCGCAGGACCAGGAGUAUAAUCCCGCCAAGAGUCCGGCGACACCCGGGAGACUUCAGACCAGAAAGAGCCAGCCUGGGGCGGACGCGGUCAAGGAGGCGGCUGAGAUCCAGACCCCCAGAGUCCAAGGCAGGCUGGAGAAGAGCGGCGUGCAGAAAUCCUCCACGGAGGUCCAGAGCCAGCAGGAGAGAUCGGACGGCAAGAACGCCAAAAUGAACGUCAUGAGCACGGGCGAAGACGAGAGUUGCUCGGACUCCGACCAGGACUCUCCCUACGUCGGACAGGCGGCCGCCCAGAACCAGGACUGGAAGCCCACGCGGAGUCUGAUAGAACACGUGUUCGUAACGGACGUCACCGCUAAUCUGGUUACAGUCACGGUCAAGGAGUCGCCGACCAGCGUGGGCUUCUUCAGCCUUCGCAACUACUGACGGGGAGCUGCAAACCAGAUGGGCUUUGAAGCAAACAUUUUGGGCUGGGGGGUUUCGGGCUCUGAAGGAAAUAGAUAAAAACGCUUUGGCUGGAGGAUUCCUGAGGAACGCCUCAGAGGGACCAGAGGUUCAUUUGCGCUUCUUCUUUCUUUUAGUAAAAGACCAGUUUUUUAGGUUUAAAAAGAUAACGUCCGUUAUCGAUUUGUGUUUAAUUUAUUUUGCUCGUGUCUACAAAUUGUGCCACGAUAACGGCGGUGGAGGAGGCGCAUUUUUGGUCCCGACUGAUGAUCUGAAAAUGGUCCAAAUUGUUGUCGUUACCGGCGUCCUGGAGAUAAAAUAACUUAUUCAUCUUUAAAGUGUGGAGAGCUCCGAUGCCUCACGUUCAUGCCGAUCCCUUCUGUCUCUCUGUCGAUGAGAUCAGAAGAGCGAGAUGGGAGGAGACAUUUAGCUCAUUAUGGGUCAAUCACUAGCUAAUGUAAACCAGUUUUUUAAUUCUUAGUAUAGUUUAUCUUUAACAUUUCAUGAGUUAGCUACCUCAUUUUUUUUUUUUUUAAUUUAGAAAGUUUGCUGCAUACGUGUGUUUAUGUCUCCAGGGUCUACCGUCACUGUGUCCUUUAUAAUUGUUUAUAUUUAUAUAUAUUUGACUCUCGUGCUGUGUUGGCUCCAGCAGCAGACAAUGGCUUCAUUUCUGUGUCAUGAAAAAAAAACUCCAAUCGGAACCUCCUUUCGAGUUUCGUUGAACCGCUCGCGCCGUUAUCGCCCUCGGAAGAAAGAAGUUUCGUUCCACAGUGCAGCCGGUUUAUCAGCUGGAGGUUUUCUCCCCCAAACGGGCUGCAGCAUGUGGGGGAGUCAGAUAUACGGUAUCUGCGCUCAGAUAAGACUCGGCCUGAGGUUUCUGCCUCUGCAUCGGCGCUGUCCUUCGUUGGCCAGCAGCUCUCAUCUUCUCAGACCUGUAGUUAAUACAAACGCAAAGAAAGAAGAAGCAGAGAACACGUGCUGGCGUUGACAUGGAGGGAUGAUCACGGACCGAACCCCUGAUGAAGGAAACGGGUCGGGCGUGGACUAAACUUGCCAGUAAGAAAAGCUCGCCGUUGUUUGCCGUUCACCAGAUGUCAUCGUGUCUGUUGCUUCUGGUGUUUCAACACGUGGAGGACUUGAAACACCAGAUCUGGUUGUUUUUUUCCGUUGCAGCUGCAGAUGUCUCAUUUCACCCGCCUGCAUGAGUUCAGGAGCUGCAGCCCCCCCCCCGUGAAAGAAAGAAAGAUCUUUAUCUGAUGUAACGGAAAAUAAACCACAACAAUGUGCGCUACUUUCUGCUCCCUCGAGAGGAGUUCGGCGACAAAGCACUUGGACUGAACUCGUCUGUCUCAUCCUGCUCUGCAGACUGUGCCUUUUCUUUGCCUCUCAAAGACUGAAACACAAAAGACAUUAACCCCAAAGAUAGCUAGGAUUUCAGGUAAUUCAAUAAAAAGGAGAUACCCUAGAGAAAGAGCACGCAGACCGGCCGGCAUUGCUUGGAAACAAUACGGUCCGGAGACACACACGUGAUGCCUCAUUUAAAGCACAGAUUAGAGAUAUUGUAGUUUCCAUUGAGGAGCAGCUGAAAACGAGUGAAUUCUCACAUUACAGGUGGAAAGUGUCUUCUUGUCAGUCCAGCUCUGAGCAGAACGUAGAGUUUAGUCUCAUCAGAAGGUCCUGUUUCACUACCAGCUGUGUCUAUGAACAUGUGUUUUUAUUUGAUCUGUUUUACUGACUGACUGAGAAGAACAACCUUGUCAUGAAUAUGUUUUGUUUUUAGAUCUACUAACCAUCUCGAUGAAAUGUUCUCUUUACAAUCUAUUUAUUUCAAAUCCAGAGCCUUUCACGGUAGGACGGUGUCACCAAUCCUUGUAUUGUGCCGCUCGUCACGUCGACUAAUAAAUGGUACCGCCUUUUGUCUGACUCCUUUUGUUUUAAAUCAAGCGACUAGAAUGAACCCCUCAUGUGUACACGUCUGUCUGUCCGAAAUGUCAUAAUUAGCCAGUUAACUCUGGAGUUAUGGCCAAACUACUUUUUUAUGAGGUCACACUGACUUUUCACCACCAAAUCCUCGUCCAUUUAUCCUCGAGUAGAGUUGAUAUUUGUGCCAAACUUUGAAGAAAUUUGCUCCAGGUGUUUCUGAGAAAUCACGAGAACGGACCAGACGCUCUGUUGUCGUCGGGCACAUUUUCUGCUUCCUAAAUGUGAGGAUUUGCUGCUUUUCUGAGUGAUGACUGUAAAUGUAAAAUGAGUUUUGGGCUGUUUGACGACACCGUACUGGGCUCUUGUUGGUGCUAUUAUUCAAUAUUCUCUGACAUUUGACAGACUAACCAGUCAGGGUGGCUGAUCCUAUACAUUACUACUGAUGGACAAUUGGCAUACAAACCAUGUCAAACAUUAUGUGAUCACACAACAUAUCAGUUGUACAUCAUACGUUAUGUUGUAUAAUCUAUGUCUCUGAGAAAUCAAAAGGCAGCUAGCCACCAGUUAUAUCUGUGUAACCCGGCGGUAUUCAUCUUUUGUAUAAACUUAUUGUUGAAGUCACUGAGAAAGUAAAACGUGUUUAUUUGUGUACGUUUAACACCGGUCACCUUUGAGUGUUUAUAUUGUGGCAAUCAGCUGAUUGUACUUUUGCUAAAUAUUAAAAUUCCAAAUGUAAUGCACCAUUUUACUCGGCCUUUACUCGUGCACAUAGAAUUGGAAUAGAUCCUGAAAUGAGCUCCGUUCUGCACUGAAUACAGAAUCAAUAAUCAGAUUAAAACCCCAACAGACCAAUCGGUGCAAUACAUAAACAGAUUGAUGAUGAGGGGGAUGUUUCAGCAGCUGAGAGGAGUCAGAAUAUGUUUGGCUGUUUCAAAAAGGUGCCACGUAUUUACAUGUUUAUUAUGACAGACUUGUGCUGAUUAGAAAUUCACAAACUGUCAAAUAUUGUAUUUUAUAUUUCAUUCUCUCUGCAUCAGUGUGGAUUUAAUCUUCAUCAUCACCACCGUUAAAUCAGUCACAUCCAUCAGUUCAGAAACCAGAUGACUGCCUCGUUCCUCCACCACCUCUUGUUGAGUGGUACUUCAAACAGCCACUAGGUGGUGCUGUUGCACUUGAAGGUGAGGACACCCGGGAGCGCUUCAGUUUCUUAAUUAACCAUAAUUACAUCAUCUGUUAGUUUACACACUUGAGAUUGAACUCCUUUAACUCGGUGCAUCUCGUUAUGUGAAAGCAAACUGACAAUUCUCUGACUCUCUAACAUUAAGAGCCGUACACUAGUAUUCUCUCUGUAAUCACAGUACAGCACUGUACACUAGUGUUCUCUCUGUAAUCACAGUACAACACUGUACACUAGUGUUCUCUCUGUAAUCACAGUACAGCACUGUACACAAGUAUUCUCUCUGUAAUCAGAGUACAGCACUAC
This is a messenger RNA of Anarrhichthys ocellatus (wolf-eel), 5178 nucleotides long. RefSeq names its product chromobox homolog 2 (Drosophila Pc class) (gene cbx2). Gene Ontology annotation, cellular component: heterochromatin; PRC1 complex. The transcript has 4 exons. Gene Ontology annotation, biological process: negative regulation of transcription by RNA polymerase II. The record is from RefSeq and is a predicted model, not a curated record. Bases 75 to 1754 code for a protein of 559 amino acids. NCBI's taxonomy places the organism in Eukaryota, Metazoa, Chordata, Actinopteri, Perciformes, Anarhichadidae.